Scleropages formosus (Asian bonytongue) is the source of this 4929-nucleotide messenger RNA. RefSeq names its product spermatogenesis associated 13 (gene spata13). The coding region runs from base 552 to 4337 and encodes 1261 amino acids. Lineage: Eukaryota; Metazoa; Chordata; Actinopteri; Osteoglossiformes; Osteoglossidae. Gene Ontology annotation, molecular function: protein binding; guanyl-nucleotide exchange factor activity. Gene Ontology annotation, biological process: intracellular signal transduction. The record is from RefSeq and is a predicted model, not a curated record. The transcript has 13 exons.
UAACGCAUCCACUGUAGCAAGUGCACUGAUGCACAAUAGUCCUUGAGGAAAAGUGCAGCCUCCGCUUGGAGAACUUUACAGCCCAGCGACUCCUCCGAGCUCAGUUUUUUUUUGGUUGUAUUUUAGGAGCAUAAGUCGUAUUACAGGCGAGAAACAGCUCAUAUAUCUGUUUUAGCAACCGGCGUAAAGCAGUUGGUCAUUUCAGGUCAGCUGCGCCGUAGCUCGCCGCCGCCGAAAGCUCUUUUUUUUCCAGAGGGAAAUUUAUGGAAUCCGCGUUACUUUAGCGCGAAGCUACUAGAAGUCCGAGUGGAGCGGAGCGGAGUCGCGUCGCGUCGCGUCGCUCUGGGCAGCCGCAGCUCGUGAGCUGCUUGAGAACGAGCUUAAGAUCAUCAUCAUGUGUGUCGACAUGAUGUUUUCUGGGAAAAAGCCACAGACCUUUGGACUCGUGAAGUAGUUUGGCCGCUACUAACUAACCAGCAGCAGCAGCAGCACAAAAGUAGCAGGUCGCCGCCGGUUCGUUUCGGAACCCACACACAGACUGGAGCAGCAGUAUGAACGACGACGAGGCGGUGGGGGAGGCAAAAAAAGCAUCUUAUACUAAAGAUCCGUCCAGCAGCGAUGUUCCACAUUUCUUUCAGUCAUCUCAAACUGUGGCGGAAGAGAAGCCAGAUGCCUCAGUGGAGAAAAAAUACGAUAAAUUCCAUUCCUUUCAGGAUCAGCAGAAAAUAAAUUUCACAAAGGGCACUCAUUCUGAAGAAAUAGUAGAAGGAAAUGUGAGCUCUGCACGCUCCUCCAGAAUCAUGCAUCUCCUUUCUACACCAUCCAAACAUGUGAGCACCAGCUCCCAGAAGCCUCCACUCAGGAGUUCCUCUGCAUGGUCCAACCUCUCCAGCCUGCGGGUCAUGGGCUCCUUCAGGAAGCUGCGCUCCUCUGUCCUCCAAGGUAUCCAGAGCCGGGCGGAUGCCGUGGAGCCAAGUCCAAGCCGAGGAAAUGACACGUCGCCCCAUCGGGGUGAGGUGGAAGUGAUAAAGUCCAAUCGGAGCGAAGAGAUCAUAAUGCUGCCUAGUAGGAGCCAGGAGGACGAUGUAGUAGAUAAUCAGCGGCAAGGGUUCAUAUCAGAUCGGAACGGCAGCGAUGAGAGCCGAGUGCUGUCGAAUGGGAUGUCGGCCGGUGAGCGGCUAGCGUGGAAUACUGCUGAGGUACGUGGUACGGAGGGAGAGUCGGACGACGAGGCCGCCUUGUGCAGAAACGCUCGCUUCUCUCGUAGUCUUCGCAAAGCCUACGGACCGGGACGCAUCGCGCUCGCGAACACGGGACAACGUUCGCAGCACGAUGCCGUGCUGCUGCGAGACGUAGACGCGGCCGCGCUCUGCCGGGAGCCGCCGGAGAGGGCCGGCGGCGGAAAGGCGUUCGGUAGGCUGAGCAGAAGCACGGACAGCCUCUUCAAAAGCCCAUUCAAGCGUAAGGCGCCGUGCCCCCGACCGGAGGUUCCGCCGAACGGCGACAUCCGGCGAGCCGCUAGCGCCUCGUCGGUGGAGAUCCGGGAAAACGGCCUCAGCCACUGGAAGAGCCACGUGCGGAAGCUGGUGAGCAGCAUGACUGAACUGUCUGCCCGUAAGAGGUGGAGCCCGUCUGCCCAGCCCGCGGCGUCUGCUGUCAGCAAGCUGCACGACGCCUACACUCGAAGAGCCCCUUGCUUACCUGAGAAUGAACGCCGGCGCCGUCCUUCACCUGCUCGCGGUGCGGACGUGCUCGCUCACCCUCUGGGAGACGGGGGCCACGGGUCACCUGCCGCGCAAGGCGCCGGCUCCCCUCGUAUUCCCCCGGUCUUUGUGACCGGUUGCGCUCAGCGCGUCACCUGUCUGGCUGAGACUUCUGAUCUUCAUCGAUCUCAUAGCGAAAGGCAGCUGACCACGGGAGAUGGAAGGCCGUUGUCUGACGCCGAGGAACCCGCGUCGCCCUGCCCUGGCCUUGAGGAGGAUCAGCGUUUGUCCCAGGACGGCAUGGAAACGUUUCUACCCGAAGGCGAAGAGAUGGUUACGCACCCAGCACGCACUCCUGCCUCAAUUCUGCCUUCACAUUCGUCAGACCGGUCCGUAUCGGGCGCUUCUGGAAUUCCGGAUCCGGACUCGUCUGCAAAGGACACCACAGCAUCAGAUGCAGAAACGUCAUCUGCAAGCGUGGCCAGGCGCAAGGCGAGCAGACCGAAGCCUCGGCCCUUCUCCGACUACGGUCAGCUAUUCGGUAGAAAACGGUGUUCCCCCUCGCAAGACGGGAUGGGAUCUCCUGGUCAAGACAUGGGCAGCUCCUUGCAGGGGGACUGUGUUAGCAAGGAAGAUUGUGUCAACUCGAGUCAAGAAAGUUGCGGGAGUGAUGGAAGCGAUGGGAUCUCUAUCCAAGAGUCCAACAGCAAAAAUGGACCACGCUGCUGUAAAAGCGAAGACCACUGGAGGAGGCGUCCCAUCUCGGUAAUCGGAGGAGUUGACCUUUAUUCUCCGCCAGCCGCGAAAGGGACAGAAGAUGUCCUGCCCUCACCACACCCCCGUCCUCCCAUGCCCCUCCACCCGGUGUCCCCCUACAGAGAGGUUUCGGCUCGACUGUACCCCGGCCCGCUCUCGCUGAGCACCCCAACUGGACUGGAUAGCUUGGGCCGCCGGCAGGUCCACAGGGUCCUGAGCACUGGAGCUGCAGAGUGCUCGGGCACCUUGGAGGAGGCUGGGAACGAGGAGGACCUCAGCUUUGAUGAGCUUCCAGAUCCCAACCUAUCCCUACAGCCUGGAGUAGAGCUUUCCACACUGGAUGAGUGGAUACGUUCAGGACAUGCUGUAUAUGCAGAGGCUUUAUGGGACCAUGUGACAAUGGAAGAGGAGGAACUUGCCUUCAAAGCAGGGGAUGUCAUCCGUGUCUUAGAAGCUUCUGAUAGAGACUGGUGGUGGGGUGUGGUUGCUGACCAGGAGGGGUGGUUUCCUUCAAGUUUUGUGAGGGUACGAGUGAACCAGGACUUGCAAAUAGACAGUGUGACAAACAAGCAUGUUCUAGGGAACGUGCUCUCCAGUGACACAUGUCACAGGUCUGAACUCAAGGACCAGAUGAGGGCCAAUGUGGUGAAGGAGAUCAUGAGCACAGAGCGCAUCUACAUGAAACACUUGAAGGAUAUUUGUGAGGGCUACAUCAGGCAGUGUCGCAAGCAUACUGCCAUGUUCACCCCACAGCAGCUGAACACGAUCUUCAGCAACAUUGAAGACAUUUACAAGUUCCAUCGCAAGUUCUUAAAGGACCUCGAGAAAAAGUACAACAAAAGUGAACCUCACCUAAGCGAGAUAGGAUCCUGUUUUCUCUUACAGGGUGAGGGGUUCUCGAUUUACUCGGAAUACUGCAAUAACCACCCCCGGGCCACUGCCGAGCUGCACCGCCUCAUGAAGCUGGGUCGCUAUCGGCACUUCUUCGAAGCUUGUCGCCUGCUGCAGCAGAUGAUUGACAUCUCGCUCGCUGGGUUUCUGCUCACACCUGUGCAGAAGAUCUGCAAGUAUCCUCUGCAGCUUGGAGAGCUACUGAAGUAUACCCCUGAGGAGCACAGGGAUUUUAAGAGUGUUAGUGAUGCGCUCGAUGCCAUGAAGAAGGUGGCUCGUCUCAUCAACGAGAGAAAAAGGCGGCUGGAGAGCAUUGACACCAUCGCUCAUUGGCAGGUCACCAUCCUGCACUGGGAGGGAGAGGAUGUAUUAGGCCGGAGCUCGGAGCUCAUUCAUUCCGGGGAGCUCAACUGCGUGCUCCGCCCCGGAAAGACCCAACAGCGCACGGCCUUCCUGUUCGACCAUCAGCUGGUCUUCUGUAAGAAGGAUCUGCUCCGACGGGACCUACUGCACUACCGUGGCCGGCUGGACAUGGACCACAUGGAGCUUCGGGACCUCCUGGAUGGCCGAGACUCUGAUCUCGGAGCCUGCCUGAAGCAUGCCUUCAAACUGCAGGAUAGCGCCACGGGAGAGGCGUGUAUCCUCAGCUGCAGGAAACCAGAGGAGAAGCAGCGGUGGCUGGAAGCCUUGAGGGAAGAGCGCCAGCGUGUGAUAGAGGACCAGGAAAUAGGAAUGGAAAUAAGUGAACACCAGAGGAAACAAGCUAUUCUCAAUGCAAGGAAAUCGAAACGAGGGAAUAUCAAGAGUACAGUCUGUGUUGGUUGCGCCGUGCCUCUUGCGCAUCAGCCCCUGCAUCCUCUUCAUCAGCGUCACGUCACUGUGCCGACUAGCCUCCCCCAGCAACGGGUCUUCUCACUGGCGGAACCCAGGCGCAAGCCCUUUUACCUGUGGCACAGCCUUGCCCAUUACGCCCGCCUAAGGAAGUGAGCCCACCCGCCAUGGCUGCCACAGGAAGCGAAUGCACCCACCGUUUCCGCCGCAGGAAGCGAACGCUCCGCUCCAUCAACUGUACAAGAUAGUAUUUGACUGUUUCACUGGAGGUUCUGCCUGCAUUGGACCCUGGUGCCAAAGUGGUUCUCCACAUAUAUUCCUACAGGGUUUACAGAACUGUACUAUAAAAAUGUUGAUCUUUACAUGCCAGCGCAUGUGUAUGUUUGUGUUUAUUUUUCAGUUGAAGGCUGGAUCCUUGACUAGAUCUUUCUAUUGUAUGUAGUUUCUUUGCGUGUCACAGCUUCAUUCACUCAUUCACACCACAAAAAGGCGUUAACUUUGUCAAAAGAUGCUUCUUGUUUGUUCCACAGCAGUUGUACAGGAUUAGGGUUGCAGUAAGAUUACCUCCCUUCUAUCUGUGUGUGUUUGAGUGGGUGAAUGUUAGUUUUUUUUUAAAAAAAAAAAAAAAAAUCCCAGAGCAACGUGUAGAUUUCAGAGGGUUGGAAAGUGACCUGACACAACAGCAAAAGCUGCAUACAUUUUGCCUAUGUUAUAUACUUGAAGUAAUAAAGUAGGAAUGAGUUCUGAG